UCGCCCUCACCUCACUCGUCACUCAUUGCACACACUUUCUCUCUCUAUCAUUCACCACUUUCUCUCUCUAGACCCCCUUAGACCCCUUAACCCUUUGUUCGAAGAAACAUACAUAAUUACUACGUACCCAUUAAGAGAGAGUCUAGUCAACCAAAAUAGAGACUGCAAAGACAUGUCUUCUGCUACAAGUACAAAUACAUGGGUUAAGCCCAAAUUCCUCUCUUCAUCAAGAGAGUUGAAAUUGGGGUCUAACAACCCAAUCUCUAUCUCUUUAAACAAACCUAAUAAACCUCACACCAUAAAUUGCUCUCUCCAAACUCCUUCCCUCCACUUUCCCAAACAGUCUUCAAAAUAUCAAACACCUGGUACUAGUGUUGUCACUGACACUACAACUAUAUGCCCAAAAGAUCAAAACUCGUCCUCUACUUCACCUUCAUUUUCGGUAGAGAGAGCCAUUGCUAAGUCCACUCCACAGUGGAAUUUUCUACAGAAAGCUGCAGCCAUGGCCCUGGAUGCCGUGGAGAGCGCCAUGGUAGCACGCGAGCGCCACCAUCCUCUGCCAAAAACAGCCGAUCCCGGAGUUCAAAUUGCAGGUAAUUUUGCUCCCGUCACUGAACAGCCCGUCCAGCACUCACUUCCGCUUACCGGAAAAAUACCCGAAAGUGUUAAAGGCGUCUACGUCCGAAACGGGGCUAAUCCGCUAUUUGAACCGGUCGCCGGCCACCACUUCUUUGACGGCGAUGGUAUGGUCCACGCCGUCAAAUUCGAAAACGGCUCGGCUAGCUACGCUUGCCGGUUCACCGAGACGCAGAGACUCGUCCAGGAACGAGCUCUAGGCCGCCCAAUUUUCCCCAAAGCCAUUGGAGAGCUCCACGGCCACUCCGGCAUAGCUCGGCUUAUGCUCUUCUAUGCUAGGGGAUUGUUCGGCCUCGUCGAUCACCACCACGGCACCGGCGUUGCCAACGCGGGCCUAGUUUACUUCAACGGCCGCCUCCUCGCCAUGUCGGAGGACGACUUACCGUACCAAGUCCGAGUCACCCCCUCCGGCGACCUCGAAACAGUGGGCAGAUACAACUUCGAUGAUCAGCUCAAUUCCACCAUGAUCGCUCACCCCAAGCUCGACCCAGUUUCCGGCGAGCUCUUCGCUCUCAGCUACGACGUCAUCCAAAAGCCAUACCUCAAGUACUUCAAGUUUUCCAAGUCCGGUGACAAGUCACCGGACAUCGAAAUACCCCUGGAACAGCCAACUAUGACGCAUGAUUUCGCAAUAACAGAGAAAUUCGUAGUAAUCCCAGAUCAGCAGGUGGUGUUCAAGCUGCCGGAAAUGGUCCGCGGUGGCUCUCCGGUGGUGUAUGACAAGAACAAGAUGUCCCGAUUCGGAGUUCUUGACAAGAAUGCUAGUGAUGCUAGUGAAAUCAAAUGGAUCGAAUCGCCUGAUUGCUUUUGCUUCCAUCUCUGGAAUGCUUGGGAGGAGCCAGAGACCGACGAGGUCGUCGUGAUCGGGUCGUGUAUGACUCCGCCGGACUCCAUUUUCAACGAAUGCGAUGAGGGGUUGCAGAGCAUUUUGUCCGAAAUUAGACUCAAUUUGAAGACCGGUAAGUCCACACGCCGACCAAUUAUAACCAAUUCGGAUGAUCAAAUUAACUUAGAAGCAGGAAUGGUGAAUCGGAACAAGCUUGGCAGGAAAACCCAGUUCGCUUACCUCGCCAUUGCCGAGCCUUGGCCUAAAGUUUCUGGCUUUGCAAAAGUCGACCUCUUCACCGGAGAAGUAAAGAAGUACAUUUACGGCGAACAGAGGCACGGUGGUGAGCCUCUGUUUCUUCCUACAGGCUCCAACUCGGAAGCUGAAGAUGACGGAUUUGUCAUUGCUUUCGUGCACGACGAGAAGACAUGGAAAUCGGAGCUCCACAUUCUAAACGCCAUGACUAUGCAGUUAGAAGCUUCGAUUCAGCUUCCGUCUAGAGUUCCAUAUGGUUUUCAUGGCACAUUCAUAACAGAGAGAGAUUUAGCAAAACAGGCCUAAUUCAAUCGUCUUGUUAGUCGAUUGUUUUCGGAUAAUUAAGUCGGAGAUUUGCCAGUGGGAUUGUUUCAGUUCGUCCCCGGAAGUCUCCUAUAUGCUUACAGUAGAACCCCAUUUGUUGGGUAUGUGAUUUUCCUUCCUUUUUUUUUUUUUUUUUUUUUGGUUGAUUGUCUGUGAGAGGUUUUGAAGGACCAAGCUUGUAGCUUUUGGGUGUAGGUUAGAAUUGGAGCUCAGCUGGUUCUUGCUUAUUCUUUCACUUAUAGUGUGCAUAAGAGAGGAGGUAUAUAGAUACAGAAGAAUAAUGUAACGGGUACGUUACCAUGUACAAUAUAUGUUUUCAUGUUAAUAAUCUCUGUAUCACUCUGUUUCUUGUGAAUAA
Messenger RNA from Cornus florida, 2399 nucleotides. Its product is annotated as 9-cis-epoxycarotenoid dioxygenase NCED1, chloroplastic. Gene Ontology annotation, cellular component: chloroplast stroma. Gene Ontology annotation, molecular function: carotenoid dioxygenase activity. Gene Ontology annotation, biological process: carotene catabolic process. Lineage: Eukaryota; Viridiplantae; Streptophyta; Magnoliopsida; Cornales; Cornaceae. The record is from RefSeq and is a predicted model, not a curated record. The coding region runs from base 173 to 2023 and encodes 616 amino acids. The transcript has a single exon.